CAGGAGCAGCAGCAGCAGCACCGACGCUUUCUCCUUCUUUAACCUAAACAAUGCCUCCUACUACAGACCGGGGGAAAGCACACCAAUAGAAUGCGUUACACAGACCCCAAACCCAGCAUUUCGCCACUAAUCCGACCACUUACUUAAAUGUGCCCACCGUAACCAUGUGGAUACCUACAGAACAAGAAAAAUACGGCGUCGUGCUGGCUAGUUUCAGAGGAACCGUCCAGCAUGGCCUCCCUUUGGAAAUUGGAGACACAGUGCAGAUUCUGGAGAAAUGUGAAGGAUGGUACCGAGGAUUCAUCUUAAAGAAUCCGAAUGUCAAGGGGAUCUUCCCAUCCAGUUAUAUCCACUUGAAGAAUGCCCAUGUUAAGAACAAAGGGCAAUUUGAGACGGUCAUCCCGGUUGAAGACUCUGUCAUCACAGAGAUGACAUCAACGCUGCGAGAAUGGGGUGCCAUGUGGAAACAACUUUAUGUGAAGAAUGAAGGGGAUUUGUUCCACCGGCUUUGGCAUGUGAUGAAUGAAAUCUUGGACCUGAGGAGGCAGGUGCUGGUUGGCCACCUCACUCAUGACCGUAUGAGGGAUGUCAAGCAGCACAUCACAGCCAGAUUGGACUGGGGCAACGAACAACUUGGCUUAGACCUGGUCCCCAGGCAGGAGUUCAGCAUGGUGGAUCCAGAUGACAUCAGCGUCACAGAACUUUACAGACUGAUGGAACAUCGGCAUCGCAAAAAGGAGACCCCUACACCUGCUAGUACGCAUCAUUUGUUUGUGCAUGUGAAAAGUUUGAUGAGCGCCAACCUGGGAGAGGAGCUGGAAGUGUUCUUUCACAUUUAUGAUGGGCGAGAGAACCGGCCAAUCAGUGAAAGGUUCUUUGUCAGGCUGAAUAAGAGCGGGUUGCCCAAGUCGCCAGAGAAGACAGAGAGACAAUGCACGCUAUUUGUGGAUUUGGGAAGCAGUGAUCUACGAAAAGAUGUCUACAUUGUCGUUCACAUCAUCAGAAUAGGGAGGAUGGGAGCAGGAGAGAAGAAGAACCUAUGCAGUGUGCAGUACAGGCGGCCGUUUGGCUGUGCUGUUGUCAGCAUUGCUGAUCUUCUCACUGCUGACUCCAAGGAUGACCACCUGCUCAAGGUUUAUGCGUGUAAUACAGAAAGUGAAUGGUACCAAAUCCACGAGAACAUCAUCAAGAAGGCCAAUUCUAGAUACAACUUGUCUGGAUCCAACACUGGCCUAGCGGUGGCUCUUCAGCUUCUCCAUGGGGACAUAGAGCAGCUAAGACGGGAGUACAUGGUUCUCUUCACCCGGGGUGUGUCCAUCACCAAGAAACUGGGCUUCUCUGAUGUCAUCAUGCCAGGAGAGAUGAGGAAUGACCUUUACAUCACACUGGAGAAAGGAGAGUUUGACAAGGGUGGGAAGAGUGUUGCACGGAACGUUGAGAUCACUAUCUAUGUGCUGGAUAUUGAUGGACAAAUCCUCAAGAGUCACGUGGCUGCUGGCUCAGGUGAACCAGGUGGGGAUGAGUACCACUCCCUGGUGCUGUACCACAACAACAGUCCCCGCUGGGCGGAGCAGAUCAAGCUGCCCAUCCCGGUUGACAUGUUUCGAGGAUCACACGUUCGCUUUGAGUUUCGCCAUUGCUCCACUAAAGACAAAGGGGAGAAGAAACUCUUUGGCUACUCCUUUGUUCCUCUGAUGCAGGAGGAUGGCAGGACUCUGCCAGAUGGCACCCAUGAGCUCAUCAUCCAUAAGUGUGAGGAGAACACCAGCUUGGCUGACUGUUCGCGCUACCUGAAGCUGUCGUUCUCCAAGGCCAACCUGCCAUCCAACAAUCAGACACUAAAAGGCACCAAGGAGUCUUUCUGGAUCACCAGCUUCCUUUGUUCGACCAAGCUCACCCAAAAUGGUGACAUGUUGGACCUGCUGAAGUGGCGGGCCCACCCUGAAAGGAUCAAUGACAGCCUCUCUAAGCUCAAAGAAAUCGAUGGCUCAGAGAUUGUCAAAUUUCUUCAGGAUACACUGGACACCCUCUUUGGUAUUUUGGAUGAAAGCUCCCAGAGAUAUGGACUCAAAGUGUUUGAUUCACUGGUCCAUAUCAUCAACCUCCUCCAGGAUAGUAAAUUCCAACACUUCAAACCUGUCAUGGACACCUACAUUGAAGGCCACUUUGCUGGAGCUUUGUCCUACAGGGACCUGAUCAAAGUGCUGAAGUGGUAUGUGGACCGCAUUGUGGAUGCAGAGCAUCAGGACCACAUUCAGCAGGUGUUAAAGGCUAGCGAGUACAUCUUCAAGUACAUUAUCCAGUCUCGCCGGCUCUUCUCAUUGGCCACCGGAGGCCAGAACGAGGAGGAGUUCAGAGUCUGCAUCCAUGAGCUCUUCAUGUCCAUCCGUUUCUUCCUGUCACAGGAGAACAAAGGCAUCAGUCCUGUCGCCCAGACGCAGGCGGUGUUCCUUCGGACGUUCCCGGCAAUCUAUGGCGAGCUGCUGAAGAUCUUCACACUGCGGGAGGUGGCUGGUUUCGUCCGGGAGACGCUGGCCAGCCUGCCAACCGCUGCCCACGCUGAAAGUCCCCUGGAGGCAGUCAAGCUGCAAUGCAUUGCCAAGACAGUGGAAAGCCAACUUUACAUUAACCCUGAAUCGAGAUGCGUGUUGUUGCCCGUGGUGCUACGAGUCCUCCAGACCCACAUGCAAGAGCAGAGAGACCUGGUCAUGUGUGCCCACAUCCUCACCAGCAUGCUCUCACUCAUCAAAAAGGAAGAAAACAGCACUGCGGAGCCUGCAGUGACAGAGGAAGUGGAGCUAAUUGUGGAAAGCCUGCUGGCAGUUUUACUGAGGACCAUCUUGGAAAUCAGCAACCGACCCCAGCCUGCUGGACCUGCCAUGAGACUGCAAUUCCAGGACGUCACUGGGGAGUUUGUGGCAUGCUUGUUGGCACUCCUGCGACAGAUGAGUGACAGACACUACCAGAAGCUGCUGCAGGCGUUCAGCAGCAAAGAUGACCUGAGGGAUUUCCUCCUUCAUAUCUUCACAGUGUUCAGGAUCCUAAUAAGACCAGAGAUGUUUCCUAAAGACUGGACAGUGAUGAGGCUGGUCACAAACAAUGUCAUCAUCACAACUGUCCUCUACCUUUCUGAUGCACUGAGGAAAAACUUCCUGAGUGACAAGUUUGACUACAAGGUGUGGGACUCGUAUUUCUAUCUAUCUGUAAUAUUUAUCAACCAGCCCUGUCUUCAGCUAGAGUCCUUCUCUCCCUCCAAGAGGAAGAAAAUACUGGAAAAGUAUGGAGACAUGAGAGUGAUGAUGGGCUGUGAGAUCUUCAGCAUGUGGCAGAAUUUAGGGGAACAUAAGUUAAACUUCAUUCCAGCAAUGAUUGGGCCCUUCCUGGAGGUGACCCUGGUGCCUCAACCUGAUCUGAGGAAUGUCAUGAUCCCCAUCUUUCAUGACAUGAUGGACUGGGAGCAGAGACGCAGUGGCAAUUUCAAGCAGGUGGAGGCCAAGCUGAUUGACAAGCUGGACAGCCUGAUGUCUGAGGGCAAGGGAGAUGAGACGUACAGAGAGCUCUUCAAUAGCAUAAUUCCUCUGUUUGGUCCGUACCCUAGCCUGCUGAAGAAGAUUGAGAGAGAGACCUGGAGGGAGAGUGGAAUCUCACUGAUCGCGACCGUAACUCGCCUUAUGGAGAGGUUGCUGGACUACAGGGAUUGUAUGAAGCUGGGGGAGGUUGAUGGCAAAAAGAUUGGAUGUACUGUCAGUUUACUGAACUUCUACAAAACUGAGCUGAACAAGGAAGAAAUGUACAUCCGCUACAUUCACAAACUCUAUGAGCUGCACUUAAAAGCUCAAAACUACACAGAGGCAUCGUACACCCUGCUGCUUUAUGAUGAGUUAUUGGAAUGGUCGGACAGGCCGCUCAGAGAGUUCCUCAACUACCCCAUGCAGAGCGAGUGGCAAAGAAAGGAGUACUUGCAUCUCACUAUUAUCCAGAACUUUGACAGGGGCAAGUGUUGGGAGAAUGGCAUCAUCCUUUGCAGGGAGCUCGCUGACCAGUACGAGUCUUACUAUGACUACAGGAAUUUAAGCAAAAUGAGGAUGAUGGAAGCCUCUCUUUAUGACAAGAUCAUGGAUCAGCAAAGAUUAGAACCUGAAUUCUUCAGAGUCGGAUUCUAUGGAAAGAAGUUUCCCUUCUUCUUACGGAAUAAGGAGUUUGUGUGCCGCGGCCAUGACUACGAGAGGCUGGAGGCUUUCCAGCAGCGGAUGCUUAACGAGUUCCCCCAUGCCAUCGCCAUGCAGCAUGUUAACCAGCCGGACCAGACCAUAUACCAGGCAGAUGCACAGUACCUGCAGAUCUACGCUGUAACUCCCAUCCCAGAGAGUCAGGAUGUGCUGCAGAGAGACGGAGUGCCUGACAACAUCAAAAGCUUUUACAAGUUUAAUCACAUCUGGAGGUUCAGAUAUGACCGGCCCUUUCAUAAGGGCACCAAAGACAAGGAGAAUGAGUUUAAGAGCCUGUGGGUGGAGAGGACAACCUUAACUCUGGUCCAGAGUCUCCCAGGCAUUUCUCGCUGGUUUGAAGUGGAGAAGAGAGAGCUGGUGGAGGUGAGCCCUCUGGAGAAUGCCAUCGAGGUAAUCGAAAACAAGAACCUGCAAUUACGUACAUUGAUCACCCAGUGUCAGAGCCGGCAGAUGCAGAACAUCAACCCCCUCACCAUGUGCCUCAACGGGGUCAUCGACGCCGCUGUCAACGGGGGGCUGGCGCGCUACCAAGAGGCCUUUUUCGUGAAGGACUACAUUAUGAACCACCCUGAGGAUGGCGACAAGAUUGGACGACUGAGGGAGCUCAUGUUUGAACAGGCACACAUACUGGAGUAUGGCCUCGCUGUGCAUGAGAAGUUUGUUCCCCAAGAUAUGAGACCACUCCAUAAGAAGCUGGUGGACCAGUUUCAUCUCAUGAAAUCCAGUCUUGGUAUACAGGAGUUUCCGGCUUAUGUGCGAGCAAGCCCGGUUCACUUCACCAAUGGAAGCCCACGAACAUGCAGGAACUCUGUGCCCAGCAUUAUUAGCCCAGACGCUGGCAGAGGCGUUGCUAGAAGGAGCUACCCUGCGGUGAACCGUUACUCCUCGUCCUCUUUGUCAUCUCAAGCCUCCAACGAAGUCAGUAACAUCACCGGGCAGUCUGAGAGCUCGGAUGAAGUCUUCAACAUGCAGCCCAGUCCGUCUACCUCAAGCCUCAGUUCCAACCACUCUGCCUCACCCAACGUUACCAGCUCAGCCCCUUCCAGUGCCAGAGGCUCACCUCAAAUGGCAGAAAAACACAAGCAUUCCAGAGAAAAUGCCUGUCUGUCUCCAAGAGAGAGACCCGUCAGUGCCAUCUUCCCCAACCCCCUCGACCCUGCACAGAGAGCUCCUGCUCAUCAGAUAGGGGACACCACUUUACCAAGAAGCGAUCCCAACCUCUCGGCUCCAGAUAAAGUGAGACCCACUCCCAGUAGCUGGAGCCUUGACAGUGUCAAAGUGGGCGCACCAUCCUUCUCUGACUCUGUCAGCAAAUUGGUAGGCCCUCCUGUACCUCCUAGGCCACCGUACUCAGCAGGCUCCUCGGCUAAGAACAUGAGGUCGCAAUCUCCUGUCCCCAUGUCCAGAUCACCGCAAAAGACCACUGUGCCGCCUUUCACCCCUUCACCCACUGAGUGCCAGACCGCCAGCCUGGUCUCCAACUCCCCCGUCCUGUCUGGCAGCUACAGCAGCGGCAUCUCCUCCCUCAGUCGCUGCAGCGUGUCUGAAGCUUCAGGAACUGAGUUGCCUGUUGGUGACCAUCCACCACACCCUCUGCCCCCGCCCAUCACCCUGCCAAAUUCCAUCCCUAUCAGCUCGGAUGAGCCAAUCCGCAGAGAAAACAAGACCCCUCCUCCGUACAGAGAGAGGAACAACCCAUAUGAGAGAAACAACCCACGCAGGCCUGUGCCGCUGCCCCACAGCCUCUCCAUUCCCCCACAGACAGACCCUCCGGCCCUGCCGCCCAAGCCUCACCAGCUCCGCACAGGCAGCAUGAAGCUGGAUGGAACCGCUGACCCUCGGGUCCCCAGACCGAGGCCUCUGCCCAGGAAGGUGUCGCAGCUAUAGGCGCUGGUUAAGGGGCUUGCAGGAGGUGGAAAAAAACACUGGCGUAUUUUGCACUUUUCUACAUGGCACUCACAUUUUUUGUGAUCUACAGUUUGGCAUUCCUGAUGUACACUCCAAUGAAAAAACACAGGCCUAUAAAUAAACGGUCCAAAAAGGAAAGAAAAAAGAAACUUAUAAAACUACAAGACACAUAAAGUUCCCUUUUGUAUUUACUAGAGAGCAUUGCAUUGACUUAGUCAUUCUGCACCUUUUAACUCUAGUUCAUACAAUAGGUCAUCAGUCAUAGCAUACGUUUACCAGAACACUCUAGAAAAAAACUGUUUUGAUAGAAGUAAUAAUCUCAGAUAUAUGUAUAUUGGUAUAUAUAAGAAUUGUUUUUGCCUUAAGUAUUGGAAACAGAGUCUUUUAUCUGUCUUGCACGUUUUUUUUCCUUAUUUCUUUUUUUUUUCAACAACUCAGUAUAUUUGUAUACUGUAUGGCUAAAAAAAAAAAAAAAGGUGCUAGAUGCCUGGAGUAUGCAUUUUAGUAAAGUGUAGAAGACUGGGGUGUGUUCUCAUAGUCAUGGUACAAAAACUUACACCAACAUACAUCUUGUAGAUUUGAAUUAAAUAUUGCUGUAAUUUCUUCAUUUGUGCCUCAUGUUGCAAUUGUCAGUUUAGCUAGGACCCUAUUUAUUUACCUUUUUUUUGCCAGGAUUAAAGUUAUUGGUAAAUUACUUUUUGCACAGUGAAAGUAGUUAUGAGGCCUAUUUAACUAACAAAACAAGCUUACUAUUCAAAUAGGGCCCCCACUGAUGGUAAAGUCAUUAUUUUGGACCAAAAGUAUUCAUACAAAUUGGACUUUUGCAUUGGCCAUUCCUACUUAUGUGAACACACCCUCCUCCUGCAUGACAACAGAUCUUUGUUGUGGGGGUUAGCAGUUAUUGUGCCAAAGGAAGCUUAGCGAUGUCCUUUACUUUUUUUUUUUUUUUUUUUUUUUUUUUAACCGUUUUGAUUCCAGGUCCCAGAUUAAAAAAAAAAGUUUAAAGUGACUUUCACUCAAAUAUCCAAAUUUAUAUCAACUCUACUGAUCUGGUGUAACUUUAGAAAAGCACAAACACAAUUUUCUCCUCUUCAUUUUGACCAGUACUGUUUUCAUUAGACAAAAGAGUAAUUGGAGCUGACUUUCAUUGUCAGCAGUGACCUAACAAACAUGAUGACUGAUAUUCAGGUGGAGAAAUACUUACAAACAAAUCCUCAUCAAAUAUUUGAACAGUUGGGAUUUACUUUCAGUUUAAUUAAAAAAGAUGGACGUGAGAUGACUGCACCAGAAGUAGGUGCUCAGUUCUGCCAUGUCAUGUUGCAUUGCUGCAGUUAAAUAGAUUAUCUGUGGCAGGCAGAUUUCACACUGUUUUGUAAAAUAGAAGAAAUUUUUAGCAUAAAAUAUUCAGCAUUUCAACUCUGUGCAGCAUUUUUUUUUUAUUUGGCAGGUGGGGCUGGGGGUAGUUUUAGUAUUGUUUGUAUGUUUAAUUAAUUUUUUUAUUUGUUGUGAUUUUUUUUUAAAUUAAAUCUUCACAUUAAUCAGUACUUGAGAACCUGUAAAUUAUAUGAGAUUGAUGUAAGUAUGCCAAAUAUAAAAUUUGUGUAUUACAAUUAAUGUAAAUAUUGUGUUUUUAACAAAAUUUAGCUAUAACAAUUCACAGCUUUGAAUGUAAUGUUGAAGCAGCAAAUGAUUAUAAUAAAUGUUUAAACUUUUGUGAGUGUUAAAAAAAAAAACCUAAAGUCAUGCUCAAUGACUCUUAACUGAUUUACAAGUUCAAUAAACUGCCCUAUUAAAUUACAGAUGGAUUCACUGACAGAUUUAUUAUGAAUUUGUCACCAUUUUUGGAUGUUUCUUGCUCCCUGCUCAGAUUUGUAUAGUAUGACAAUUAUUUUUGUCCAUGUCUUCCAGUAUUUUGGGAUAGGGUGUGAGCCAGGGAUCAU
Melanotaenia boesemani (Boeseman's rainbowfish) is the source of this 8077-nucleotide messenger RNA. It is a transcript of the gene dock4b, whose product is annotated as dedicator of cytokinesis 4b. Lineage: Eukaryota; Metazoa; Chordata; Actinopteri; Atheriniformes; Melanotaeniidae. Gene Ontology annotation, biological process: small GTPase-mediated signal transduction; cell chemotaxis. Gene Ontology annotation, cellular component: cytoplasm; plasma membrane. The transcript has 53 exons. The coding region runs from base 165 to 6116 and encodes 1983 amino acids. Gene Ontology annotation, molecular function: guanyl-nucleotide exchange factor activity; small GTPase binding; GTPase activator activity. The record is from RefSeq and is a predicted model, not a curated record.